Messenger RNA from Homalodisca vitripennis (glassy-winged sharpshooter), 1032 nucleotides. Its product is annotated as odorant receptor 22b-like. Gene Ontology annotation, biological process: detection of chemical stimulus involved in sensory perception of smell; sensory perception of smell. The transcript is spliced from 5 exons. The coding region runs from base 1 to 1032 and encodes 343 amino acids. Gene Ontology annotation, cellular component: plasma membrane. Gene Ontology annotation, molecular function: odorant binding; olfactory receptor activity. The record is from RefSeq and is a predicted model, not a curated record. NCBI's taxonomy places the organism in Eukaryota, Metazoa, Arthropoda, Insecta, Hemiptera, Cicadellidae.
AUGCCUGUCAGGGCCAUCUAUGAGGUGUUUCUCUUCAGCUGUUCCGUGGCACACAUCCCUUUCUUCCUGCGGCGGAGGAGGGAACUGUCCCAACUGGUCUGCACUCUACUAGAACCAUUCAGGAAAUUUGAGGGCUACACCAUUAAGUCAGAGAUCGUUAAGGACUACAUCCUUUGGGUCAACCGGUUCAGUGCAAUUUACAUCUUCUACCACGUCCUCUUCUUGACUUGUUUUCUCAUGGUUCUGUCACCACUCUUCACGCUGCUAUUUUUCACGGAAGGUGCCAUUGUUAAUGACUGGCCCCUCCCCGCUGGUCAUAUUCCAUUCCAGACAAACUCUCCCUUCGUCUACAUCGUCGCCUACGUCAUUACUGCCUCCGCUGUGGUCUGUGCUGGGCUUUUUCACUCCAGCUGGCACCUCGCUAUGAUCAUUGCUAGCCUUCACACCAAGGCCAGGCUCAGAAUGACCGCGGACUUUCUGGGUACCUUGAGCGAGAGAGCGGGACUUCCGGAACCUAUGUAUUCUGGAGUCUUGAUGACAAGUUUCGAUCGUAUAGGACAUGACUGCCUUGUCGAAACAGUUCAGAGCCACAUGGAGAUUAUACAGUUUGUGAGAAUGUUCAACCAAUGUUUCGGAAUGACUCUCCUAGUCUUGUUCCAGACUUCUAUGAUAAUUGUUGCAGUACUUGUUCUUCAAAGUGUUGACAGGGAGAACUACGAAACACAUGAACUGCUGACGGGGUAUAACCUGGCCUUGGCAUGUCUUGGCCUGCUGGGCCUCUUCAACUACUUUGGGCAGACAAUAAUCGACGAAUCAGAAAAACUUCACCAAGCCAUGUACGCCUGCGACUGGUACAACAGACCCAAGCCUUUCAAGACUAGUCUGCGCAUCAUGAUAACUGUCGGCUCUCGCCCUCUCUUCCUUAAAGUGGGUGGCCUUUACCCUCUCAGCAUGGAGUCUUAUGGAAGUAUCAUGAAGGCUGUUUACUCUUAUGUGAACAUUCUACUGUCUUUGCAAAAGGAGAAGGUGUAA